UAUGAGGUAGAGGCAAAAAUGCGGGGAGUGCAGGGUGAAAUAGAGUUGCAGGGGGAUACAGAGGGGCAGGAGAUAAAAGGUCAGAGAGGCCCACGGUCCCCGGUCCCAAGCUCACCCGGGUCUGACGGGGUUUUGUCACAGGUGGGAGUUAAUGGGGUGCACGGGCGACAGAAAGUUGCAGAUAGACCUCUGGGAUGUCUGCCCGUGCAGGAGCUCGGUGCCGUAUCUGACAGCCGGCAGUAUGCUCAGCUUCUCGCAGCUGACUCGGGUGCCGAGAUGGAAGAUCUGGAAAACUCUAUAGAAGACAUGCUGGUCCGACUGGAUGAGUUCUGUGCCAUGAUGGAUAUGAUAAGAAAUGAAACUUCUCAUAUCCUUGAAGAAAAAAUCCCGGCUCUUACGAUUAAGGUGGAAGAAAUGAAUAAGAUAUAUUCCCGGGUUGACAAAUUGGAGGCGUUUGUCAAGAUGGUCGGUCAUCACGUCACUUUCCUGGAGGAAGAAGUCGCGCAAGCGGAGAGUGAUCAUCUAUCUUUUCCACAAGCACUUAACAGGAUGAUACAGGGAGCACCUAUACCGCUCCUCCUCAGGAAAAAAGCAUCAAAACCGCCGAAAUCGUACGAACUUCCAAAGCUGUACAGGACAGAAGAUUAUUUUCCUCCUCACUACAUCUACGUGAAAAAUGAAAAGUCUUAUCAGAUUCUGCCCUCUGGGCUUUAAAAGCUGUUGGAUUACGAGCAGUUGGACGGACUGCUCGCUCCAAGAUGCUCGUCCCUUCGUGCCAAAACCCUACCCCACGCUGCAGCAUCCACCAUAAUACUGGGGUAAUUCUGAAACGAAACACGGGGGGGUAUGUGUGAAGCGUUACAUAAGUGAACUAAAAUGCUCUAUUUUCUUGGUUGUAUUAAAGCAAACUGGUUAUCGUCC
Spea bombifrons (plains spadefoot toad) is the source of this 921-nucleotide messenger RNA. RefSeq names its product breast carcinoma amplified sequence 4 (gene BCAS4). NCBI's taxonomy places the organism in Eukaryota, Metazoa, Chordata, Amphibia, Anura, Pelobatidae. The transcript has 5 exons. Gene Ontology annotation, cellular component: BLOC-1 complex. Bases 19 to 714 code for a protein of 231 amino acids. The record is from RefSeq and is a predicted model, not a curated record.